AUGUCCUACCCCUUAGUCUGCUUAGGAAACCCGCUCUUGGACUUGCAAGUCGAUGUCGAUGCCGCGUACUUGGCCAAGUACGAUUUGAAGGCCGACGACGCCAUCUUGAUCGAGGAGAAACACAAGCCUAUUUACGACGAGGUGUUGAAAAUGGACGGCUUGAAAUUGGUGGCUGGUGGAGCCGCCCAGAACACCGCGCGGGGUGCCCAGUACCUCUUGCCCGAGGGAAGCGUAGCCUACUUUGGCUCUGUGGGCAACGACGUGUAUGCGGAGAAGUUGAACGAGGCCAAUGCGCAGUACGGCUUGAAGACGCUCUACCAGGUCCAGGAAAACACCGCCACCGGCAAGUGUGCCGCGUUGAUCACCGGCAAGCACCGGUCCUUGGUCACAGACUUGGCUGCGGCCAACGAGUUCACGCCCUCGCACUUGCAGAAGCCCGAAAACUGGGCGUUUGUGGAGAACGCCAAGUACUUCUACAUUGGCGGCUUCCACUUGACCGUGUCGCCCGAGGCCAUCCAGCUUUUGGGCAAGCACGCCGCGGACAACAACAAGACGUUUGCCUUGAACUUCUCCGCGCCCUUCAUCGCGCAGUUCUUCAAGGAUGCGUUGGACGCGUCUGUGCCAUACUGUGACUACAUCGUGGCCAACGAGUCCGAGGCCGCGGCCUACGCCGAGUCCCACGGUUUGGACACCACCGACGUCACGGAGAUCGCCAAGCACGUGGCCAAGUUGCCCAAGGCCAACACCAACAAGCCCAGAACCGUUGUGUUCACCCAGGGCACCGAGCCCACUGUGACCGUGACUUACCACGCGGGCACGGACUCCUUCGACGUCAACUCCUACGCCGUCAGAGAGUUGCCACAGGAGAAGGUUGUGGACACCAACGGUGCCGGCGACGCUUUUGCCGCCGGGUUCAUUGCGGCUUUGGUGGAGGGCAAGGCCUUGGCCGAGGCUGUCAGCGUGGGCCAAUGGGCCGCGUCCAUCUCCAUCCAGGAGGUGGGCCCCACGUUCCCGUUCCCAAAACAGACCUACUCCGCCUAA
Metschnikowia bicuspidata var. bicuspidata NRRL YB-4993 is the source of this 1041-nucleotide messenger RNA. It is a transcript of the gene ADO1, whose product is annotated as adenosine kinase. Gene Ontology annotation, biological process: purine ribonucleoside salvage. The transcript has a single exon. Gene Ontology annotation, molecular function: adenosine kinase activity. NCBI's taxonomy places the organism in Eukaryota, Fungi, Ascomycota, Pichiomycetes, Serinales, Metschnikowiaceae. The coding region runs from base 1 to 1041 and encodes 346 amino acids. The record is from RefSeq and is a predicted model, not a curated record. Gene Ontology annotation, cellular component: cytosol; nucleus.